AUGCUUACUCUACCUAUUUUUAUCUUUAUUAUUGAACGAUUUAUUGAAAAUUAGGAAAUUAAUUCCCAUUCUUGAUUAAACAAUUUUUAUAUGAUAAAUUAUGAAAACCCAUUUCCAUACUUCUCGAAUCUAAUUACCUGUUUUUUAAUAGUAAUAAAUCUUAGAAGUUAUGCUGUAUAAUCACUCAAAAAUAAAUUUAAUGUGAUUUUUUAGCAUAUUUGAUAAUUUAUCUCCUCACAAUGCUCUAUAUGGAAAAUUUUUUUAAAUUAAGUUUUAGACCCAUCCUUGAUAGAACUGUUCUAUCAACGAUGUAGGAGACUUAGACAUCUGAUUCGAUUCUCUUCUACUUGCUUUCCUCAAAAGCCAGGGGACUCAGUAAUCCGCAAGCUUGCCUUAAUUCCAGGUGAUGGUAUAGGCCCUGAGAUCUGCUCAGCCGCUACAGAUGUCUUAUCAGCUAUCCACGCUCCAGUAGUAUUUGACACAAUUUCCAAUCUCAAUGUCAAUGAUGAUGAAGUCAUCAAGAAGAUUAAGUCAUAUCCAGCCGCUUUAAAAGGAACCAUAGGUCACUUAAUAGGAGAAGGAGCUGGCUCCCCCAAUGUACUUUUAAGGAAGAAGCUAGACGUAUAUGCCCAUGUAUGUCAUGCAUUUUCACUUAAAGGUAUCAAAACUAGACAUGACAAUAUUAACGUCAUCGUCAUCAGAGAAAACCUAGAAGGAGAAUACAGUGGCCUUGAGCACGAAGUAUACCCAGGCGUCGUAGAAUCCAUCAAAGUCAUCACAUAUGCGGGAUCCUUAAAAAUCGCAAAAUACGCCUUCGAGUUGGCUUACUUAAAUAACCGCAAAAAAGUCACAGCAAUUCAUAAAGCGAAUAUCAUGAAAAAAGCAGAUGGAGAGUUCUUAAAAGCUGUGAGACAAGUAGCUAAAGAAUACCCAACGAUACAAUAUCAAGAAAUGAUCAUUGAUAAUGCAUCAAUGCAAAUGACAUCAAAUCCAUGGCAAUUUGAUGUGGUCGUCCUGCCAAAUUUGUAUGGGUCAAUUAUAGGGAAUAUUGUAUCGUUUCUGGUCGGAGGUCCAGGGAUCACCCCAGGGGUUAACAUAGGGAAUGAUUUUGCACUAUUUGAGCCUGGGACAAGACAUAUAGCUAAGGAUAUUGCAGGAAAAGGUCUUGCGAACCCGACUGGGAUUUUGUUAUCAAGUGCUAUGAUGCUAACUCCCCCCCCCCCUCCGUGAGCGAACAAAAAAAAAUUUUGUUCGCUCACGGAGGGGGGUUAAUUUUUUUUUUUAAAAAAAAUUUUAUAUAUAAAUUUUAUAAAAAAUAUUUUUUUCGAAAUUUAAAAAAAUCCUAAUUUGCAAAAAUUGGGAAGCAAAUAUUAAUUUAAUUCGCAAAAUUUAUGUUUUAAAACGCAAUUUGUUUAAAAUUAAACAGAAUUAGCUCUAGAUUUCAUUAUACUAAUUAUCACUUAUAUAUCAAAAUUUUUUUCCAUUAAAAUUUUUUUCUAUUAAAAAAAAAUUUUUGUUCACUCACGGAGGGUGGGUUUUUGGUCAAAAAAUGGCGAUUUUUCUAAUGGUUUUGUUCGCUCACGGAGGGGGGGGGGGGAGUAAGACAUUUAAAUCUUCCACAUUUCGCAGAAAGGCUUCAAGAUGGACUCUUCCAAACCAUUAGUGAAGGAAAAGUUUUAACUCAAGAUAUUGGAGGAUCUGCGACUACAUAUGAGUUCACAAGAGAAAUAAUAAAAAAUAUCCAAAAAUAA
This is a messenger RNA of Blepharisma stoltei, 1751 nucleotides long. The record is from the annotation of a GenBank genome assembly. NCBI's taxonomy places the organism in Eukaryota, Ciliophora, Heterotrichea, Heterotrichida, Blepharismidae.